Molecule: messenger RNA, 3183 nt
Organism: Oppia nitens
Lineage: Eukaryota; Metazoa; Arthropoda; Arachnida; Sarcoptiformes; Oppiidae
Product: sodium/potassium-transporting ATPase subunit alpha-like
Exons: 11
Biological process (GO): sodium ion export across plasma membrane; proton transmembrane transport; potassium ion import across plasma membrane
Cellular component (GO): membrane
Molecular function (GO): ATP binding; P-type sodium:potassium-exchanging transporter activity; ATP hydrolysis activity
Source: RefSeq, a predicted model, not a curated record
AAUGGCAUUAAAUUACGACAACUUAAUGGGGAUGACCUAAAACAGACUGACCUCGAGAGUGGACAUCCAGACGACAAGUAUAUUAAGACUAAAAAUAAAUUUACGAUUAAAUUCUGGAAGAAAAACAAAUUAAAAUCAACGGAUAAGUCAAACACAACUGAUUUGGCAAAAGAUGUCAAAAUUACUGAACAUCUUAUGGACAUCGAUACGGUCUGUGUCCGAUUGGGUACCGAUCGGGAAUCGGGUCUAACCGAAGCCGAGGCUGGCCUGAGAUUACUGAGGGACGGACCCAAUGCUUUUACGCCACCAAAACAGACUCAUUGGGCGCUUCUCUAUCUGAAAGAGCUGACCGGCGGUUUUGCCCUAUUGUUAUGGUUUGCAUCGAUAGCCAGUUUUAUAGCCUAUGGUGUAUCAAAAGAUAUGCAAAAUACAUACCUGGGCGUAGUGUUGGCAUUGACUGUAAUAUUAACAGGCACAUUUUCCUAUUAUCAACAAGCAAGUAGUAACAGUGUAUUCAAGUCAUUCAAAAAUAUGACACCACCUCAAACAACAGUGAUUCGUGAGGGACGUCGGCGUCAGAUACCGGCCGACCAGAUAGUGGUCGGCGAUCUUGUCUACUGUAAGGCCGGCGACCGGGUACCGGCCGACAUACGUAUCGUACGGUGCGAAAGCAUGAAAGUGGACAACUCGUCCCUUACGGGCGAAUCGGAUCCACUAUCCCGUAGUAUAGACGUCGGACACCAGAAUGCUCUGGAGUCAAGAAAUUUGGCAUUUUUUUCCACUAACUGUGUCGACGGUUCCGGCUAUGGUAUAGCUAUAGCUACCGGCGAUCGGACAGUUAUGGGCGAUAUUGCACGCCUGGUGUCGGGUAUUCAUAACGAUAAGACACCGAUUGCUAAGGAAAUCGAUCGGUUUGUGGCCAUUAUUACCGUUAUUGCCGUACUGACCGGUAUUAUCAUAUUUGCCAUUUCCAUGGGUUUCGGUAACGGUUUCUUUCAUUCGUUUACACUGAUGAUCGGUAUUACCGUCGGUAAUGUUCCCGAAGGUUUAUUGCCGGCACUGACCGUAUCGUUGACACUGACGGCCAAACGGAUGGCAUCCAAGAAUUGUUUGGUCAAACAUCUGGAAGCGGUUGAAACAUUGGGAUCGACAUCGACUAUAUGUACGGACAAAACGGGAACAUUGACACAGAAUCGGAUGACUGUCGAACACUGUUGGCUGGGGUUUGAUAUCAUCCGAGUAUCGCACGAUAGACAAGAAAUGGCCAAACAAUUGCCGCCGACUCAACCGCCGAUGAAUUGGUCGGCCUAUCGCCGAUGCGCUAUAUUGUGUUCCCGAUCGGAGUUUACCGACGAUAAUCCAGAUAUAAUGAAAAGAAGUUGCGCUGGCGAUGCCUCCGAAACGGCUAUCUUGAGGUUUAUGGAGUCAGUGGAGGGCCCGGUCAUGGACUAUAGGGUCCGAUAUCCGAAAGUUGCCGAACGACCGUUUAGUUCGACAUAUAAAUACCAGUUUUCAAUACACCGUAAUACUAGUAAUGAUGGCACGGGUGGCGGUGUCGGCAGUGGCGGCGGACAUUAUUUUCUGGUUAUGAAGGGCGCACCCGAACGUAUAAUCAAACUAUGUUCGCAACGAUUGGCCAUCGAUGGCCAGACAGUCGGGUUUGGCCAGGAAUUUGUGGAUGAAUUUGAGGAAACCUAUAGGGAAUUGGGUUCAAUGGGCGAACGGGUGUUGGCUCUAUGCGAUUAUGAGUUCCCCAGUCAACAGUUUCCUGCUGAGUAUCAGUGGAACAUUGAGGAAGGAGAGCCGUUUGAGAUGGCCAACUUUAGGUUUCUAGGACUGAUAGCCAUGAUUGAUCCGCCCAGACCUACAGUUCCCGACGCUGUGGCCAAGUGUCGCAGUGCCGGCAUCAAAGUCAUAAUGGUAACUGGGGAUCAUCCGAUUACCGCCCAGGCCAUUGCCAAAAUGGUCGGCAUAUUUACCAACUCGCACCGUAACUCGACAAGCAUUACGGUACCGACUGUCGAUCGGGUUGUCCGAAACAAUCGGUCGAUUGUAGUACCGGGCGAUGAAUUGACUGAACUCACCGAUCCGGAGCUCAGGGAGAUUUUGGACGGAUUUUCGGAGAUAGUAUUUGCCCGGACAUCACCCCAACAAAAGCUCCGGAUUGUCGAAAAUUGUCAAUAUUUAGGACAAAUAGUUGCCGUCACUGGCGAUGGUGUUAACGAUUCGCCGGCACUGAAAAAAGCCGAUAUCGGUAUAGCUAUGGGUAUUACAGGCUCUGAAGUGUCCAAACAGGCGGCAGAUAUGAUACUAUUGGACGACAAUUUUGCCACAAUAGUAGUGGGCGUUGAGGAAGGGAGGCGUAUAUUUGAUAAUAUGAAAAAAACUGUCAACUAUAUACUCACCGGAAAUGUUACCUCAGUCUAUCCGUUUGUCAUUUAUGUAUUGUUUGGCUUUCCUCUACCCAUUGGCACUAUUACCGUACUAUUGAUUUGUUUGGGUACCGAUAUGGUACCGGCCAUAUCAUUGGCCUACGAAAAAGCCGAAUCCGAUAUUAUGAAACUACCGCCGAGAAACCCGCGUACCGAACGACUGGUCAAUGAGCCACUGUUGUUGAGGUCAUACCUGUUGGUCGGUGUGAUCGAGUCGUGUGCGGGAAUGUUAGGCUAUUUCAUAGCCAUGGGCUACGAAGGUUUCAAACCGUCACAGUUAUACCAACUUAGACAACAAUGGGAUUCAGAGACAGCUAUUGUCAAUAGGUAUGGACCACAGGAUGAUUGGUGGACAGGACAUCCAACCCAACCGACUACAUAUAGCCAACGGACGGAUAUCUUAGCCAUAGCUCAGAGUAGUUAUUUCAUAGCCGUAGUUGUCUGCCAAUGGAUCGAUGUUAUAGUAUGCAAAACAAGGCGACUGUCCAUUUUUGAACAGGGAAUGGGCAAUUGGUUUCUAAACAUUAGUAUACUAUUUGAGACGGGGUUGGCCUGUCUUUUCUGUUAUACACCCCGACUGAACAGUGCCCUAACAGUAGCGCCGGUUAUCGGUCAGGUCUGGGUAUUUGCACUACCAUUCCUCGUAUAUGUACUGGUAUUUGAAGAGCUCCGGAAAGUGGUUGUCCGCCGAUAUCCCGAUUCGUUUUUCGGUAAAGAAAUGUUGGUUUAGACAAAAAACAACCGAUUGAUU